AUGUCUACAGCAUCGAAAACCUGUAUUUUGGGUGCCUCUGCGUUCAGUAUUUUUAUGGUGUAUUUCGUCCAUAGCAAUCAGAUCGCAGAAAAGCAGAGAAUGUCAGCAGGUGUAGAGAAAGAUCAGGAGCGAAAACAGAUCAAGCAAAGCAGGUUUGAUGAUCUAAAUAAACAAAGAGCAUUGUACGAUUUCUACGAGAAGGAUCAACCAAUUACGAAAAAUUCAAACGACUCAUCGUGA
This is a messenger RNA of Schizosaccharomyces octosporus yFS286, 240 nucleotides long. RefSeq names its product Pet117 cytochrome c oxidase assembly protein. Gene Ontology annotation, cellular component: mitochondrion. NCBI's taxonomy places the organism in Eukaryota, Fungi, Ascomycota, Schizosaccharomycetes, Schizosaccharomycetales, Schizosaccharomycetaceae. The transcript has 2 exons. Bases 1 to 240 code for a protein of 79 amino acids. The record is from RefSeq and is a predicted model, not a curated record. Gene Ontology annotation, biological process: mitochondrial respiratory chain complex IV assembly.